Molecule: messenger RNA, 1459 nt
Organism: Saccostrea cuccullata (small rock oyster)
Lineage: Eukaryota; Metazoa; Mollusca; Bivalvia; Ostreida; Ostreidae
Product: homeobox protein Hox-A5-like
Exons: 2
Coding region: 63-812 (249 amino acids)
Biological process (GO): anterior/posterior pattern specification; positive regulation of transcription by RNA polymerase II
Cellular component (GO): nucleus; nucleoplasm
Molecular function (GO): DNA-binding transcription factor activity, RNA polymerase II-specific; RNA polymerase II cis-regulatory region sequence-specific DNA binding
Source: RefSeq, a predicted model, not a curated record
GUGAAACUAGAAUAUGUGUAGUAACGAGUUGGAAUUAUUUACAACCAAUUCGGUGAAAAUUAAUGAUCAUGAGUUCGUUUUUGAUGACUCCAGUUCAAUAUACUGAACCGAAAUUCCCUCCCGCGGACGAGUUCUCACAACAAAGUUAUAUUCCAAAUCAUGGAACUGACUACUACAGAAGUAAUUUUCAAACACAUUACGGAUUUCCUGAUCCAAGAAGGUAUGAUGAGGAAAAAUAUACCCCAAAUCAGUACGGAGGGUGUACCAACAACGAACCUGUGUCACCGCCACAACCCUCACCCCCCGUGUCUAACCAUGGCGGGGGUGGGGGAGGGACAAUGAAUGGGUUUGGUUCUUCACAGUCCUCUACUCCUAGCCCCCCUCCCGUCCCCUCUCCUGAUGGAAAUUCCUCACCCCUCUCACAGAGUUCCUGUGCCCAACAACAGUCAGAUGGUCAGCCCGUUAUUUACCCGUGGAUGAAGAAGAGCCAGGGUAACAACCCAGGUAACAACUUAGUUUCGGAAUCAAAACGGAAUCGAACUGCCUACACUCGACACCAAAUUCUGGAAUUAGAGAAAGAAUUCCAUUUUAAUCGGUAUCUAACACGAAGGAGGAGAAUAGAGAUCGCGCAUACCCUGUGUCUGUCUGAACGACAAAUCAAAAUCUGGUUUCAGAACAGAAGAAUGAAAUGGAAAAAGGAACACAAAUUACCAAAUACAAAAACAAGACUAAUGGAAGCCGGAACCGGGCUUCUCGACCCGACUCAUCACUUUACUCAUAUGCUGGGACAUCCGGAUUUAACCCCAAUCUAGUCAAUGAUUGUGUUCAUGAAAACCAAAUCCUCUAUGUCGUCAGUUCAAAGGAAACUUUGUAAAUCCAGUGUGAUUGUGAAAAGUAUGAAUGUGCUGACUUCACCAAAGAUUUUUCCUAAGAAAAUCUGGACUAUGGUAUCAUACUAAAGUGUAUGAUAAUAUGCAGCUUUGCUGUAUAAAUAGCAUAAUAAUUUAUACAAAUUCUGUUCCUAUAUUGCCCUGUGUCAAUUACAUGAAUUUGACAUAAUUAGAAGGUGCUUUUAACACUGAACAUUAACACCAGUAAGGUUAUUUUGAUAUUUGUGUCGGCAGAGGAAUACCCUGUAUAAUUCAAUAUAUCCACACGAAUUAAAAAUCCGCUAUGUGAAGUAUUACUACAAAACCAAAGAUAACCCUUCUGUUUUUAUUUAUAUACAUUGUAUAUAUAUAUAUUGUUGUUGUACAGGCUAUUGAUUUAUAUCUAAAUCAGUGAUUUAUUUGUUUAUCUCCUACACACAUGUAGUGGGUGAAUGUCUACAUAUCAUGGCUAGCAUUUUUAAAACUGAAAUUCCUGAAAUGUCUUGGAAAACAAAUUCUAAGUACAGGAAAAAGUAACAUAUUUUUAUUUUAAACAAAAAGGUAUUUUAAAUGUCUUCUAAAAUUUAAAU